Tripterygium wilfordii is the source of this 3417-nucleotide messenger RNA. Its product is annotated as cullin-1-like. Gene Ontology annotation, biological process: ubiquitin-dependent protein catabolic process; protein ubiquitination. NCBI's taxonomy places the organism in Eukaryota, Viridiplantae, Streptophyta, Magnoliopsida, Celastrales, Celastraceae. The transcript has 20 exons. Gene Ontology annotation, molecular function: ubiquitin protein ligase binding. The record is from RefSeq and is a predicted model, not a curated record. Gene Ontology annotation, cellular component: cullin-RING ubiquitin ligase complex. The coding region runs from base 128 to 2362 and encodes 744 amino acids.
UUCCAAAUUUCCAAUAGCAGAGCGUUCAAAUAGAGAGGAUCGGCAGACGCGAGAACAGAACCAUCAACGAUCUGUCCCACCUCUCUCAGUCUUCUGUCUUCUUCAACAUCCCUCCUCUGAUAGAUUGAUGACGAUGAACGAGCGGAAGACAAUUGACUUGGAGCAAGGAUGGGACUUCAUGCAGAAGGGGAUCACCAAGCUGAAGAAUAUCUUAGAAGGGCUGCCCGAGCCACAGUUCAGCUCUGAGGACUACAUGAUGCUCUACACGACCAUCUACAACAUGUGUACUCAAAAACCUCCACAUGAUUACUCCCAGCAGUUGUACGACAAAUAUCGCGAUUCUUUUGAGGAGUACAUUAGUGCAACUGUGCUGCCAUCCUUGGGAGAGAAGCAUGAUGCAUUCAUGUUGAGGGAACUUGUUAGGAGAUGGUCAAACCAUAAAGUUAUGGUCAGGUGGCUGUCUCGAUUCUUCCAUUACCUUGAUCGCUACUUUAUAGCUCGGAGGUCACUUCCGCCCCUUAACGAAGUUGGACUCAUUUGUUUCCGUACUCAGGUCUAUCAGGAAUUAAAUGUAAAAGUGAGGGAUGCUGUGAUAUCUCUGAUUGAUCAAGAACGUGAGGGAGAGCAGAUUGACCGAGCUUUGUUGAAGAAUGUUUUGGACAUAUUUGUUGAAAUUGGAAUGACGCACAUGGAUUACUAUGAAAAUGACUUUGAAGAGGCCAUGCUUACGGAUACUGCUGCUUAUUAUUCCCGGAAAGCAUCAAACUGGAUUCUGGAAGAUUCUUGUCCUGAUUACAUGUUAAAAGCUGAAGAGUGUCUGAGACGGGAGAAGGAUAGAGUUUCUCAUUACUUGCAUUCAAGCAGUGAGCCCAAGUUACUUGAGAAAGUUCAACAUGAGUUGUUGUCUGUAUAUGCCAACCAGCUUCUUGAGAAAGAGCAUUCUGGAUGCCAUGCAUUGCUUAGAGAUGACAAGGUAGAAGAUUUGUCAAGAAUGUUCAGACUUUUCUCUAAAAUUCCUAAAGGCCUAGAUCCCGUUUCUAGUAUAUUUAAGCAGCAUGUUACUGCUGAAGGUACAGCUUUGGUCAAGCAGGCUGAAGAUGCGGUAAGCAACAAGAAGGCAGAUAAAAGGGAUGCAGUUGGUUUGCAAGAGCAGGUUUUUGUCAGGAAGGUGAUUGAGCUGCAUGACAAAUACCUAGCUUAUGUGAAUAAUUGUUUCCAGAAUCAUACUCUCUUCCACAAGGCACUCAAGGAAGCAUUUGAGGUCUUCUGCAACAAGGGUGUGGCUGGAAGCUCGAGUGCAGAGCUACUUGCCACUUUUUGUGACAAUAUUCUUAAGAAAGGUGGGAGUGAGAAACUAAGUGAUGAAGUCAUUGAAGAAACCCUGGAAAAGGUGGUAAAGCUUCUCGCUUAUAUAAGUGACAAAGAUUUGUUUGCUGAAUUCUACAGGAAAAAGCUUGCCCGGCGGCUUCUUUUUGAUAAGAGUGCUAAUGACGAACACGAGAGAAGCAUUCUGACAAAGCUAAAGCAGCAAUGUGGUGGUCAAUUUACCUCAAAAAUGGAGGGAAUGGUUACGGAUUUGACCCUCGCAAGAGAAAAUCAAACCAGUUUUGAGGAGUAUUUAAGCAAUAAUUCACAGGCAAACCCUGGGAUUGAUUUGACAGUUACUGUUUUGACAACUGGGUUUUGGCCUAGUUACAAGUCCUUUGACCUCAAUCUUCCAGCAGAGAUGGUUAGAUGUGUUGAAGUUUUCAAGGAAUUUUAUCAGACAAAGACGAAGCACAGAAAGCUCACUUGGAUAUACUCAUUGGGUACUUGUAAUCUUAUUGGAAAAUUUGAACCCAAAACCAUGGAGCUAAUUGUGACAACUUAUCAGGCUUCUGCCCUUUUGCUUUUCAAUACUGCAGACAGGUUGAGUUAUUCAGAAAUCAUGACUCAGUUAAACUUGACUGAUGAUGAUGUUGUUAGAUUGCUACAUUCUCUCUCAUGUGCGAAAUAUAAAAUACUUAACAAGGAGCCAAAUACAAAAACAAUCUCUCCUACCGACUACUUUGAGUUGAACUCCAAGUUCACUGACAAAAUGAGGAGGAUUAAGAUUCCUCUCCCUCCCGUGGAUGAAAAGAAGAAAGUAAUUGAAGAUGUUGACAAGGACAGACGAUAUGCAAUUGAUGCCUCAAUUGUGCGCAUCAUGAAAUCUCGCAAAGUUUUGGGUCACCAACAGUUGGUCAUGGAAUGUGUCGAACAGUUAGGUCGCAUGUUCAAGCCUGAUUUUAAGGCAAUUAAAAAGCGAAUUGAAGAUCUGAUUACUCGAGAUUAUCUUGAACGAGACAAAGAAAACCCCAACUUGUUCAGAUACUUGGCAUGACGUGCCCUUGUUAUUCAGCCUGAAGGGCUGGUGAGUAGUGUUCUGCGAGUUCCACAUCAGAAGUUUCGGUGCUUGGUAAAAAUAGAACAAACUUAUGUAAAUCUACUACCAUAUCAAUCCUCUUUCGGUGAUUGUUUAUAAGGAACUGGAGGAUACAGGCUAAUUUUGCCCGGGGCCAGGUUUGAAGAAUCUCGACAAGCUGUGUCCACAACGGAGAGAUUUGAAGCACCAACUCAGCCAUCCUCGUCUUUAUUUUGAUGCUAGCCCAUCUCAUGACAUUUAGUUCUCCGAGCGGAUGUAGUGUCCAGUGCUGGAAAGGCGUGGCUGUAGCUUUCAGCAAGAUUGUGGUGCUGGUCAAUACAAUGACGAAAAGGGUAGGAAAAAAAAAAUAAAGGUUGUGCUCUAGUAUUUAAAUAGAAGUCUGUUUCUGAUAUUGAUGAGGUCAAUAUAAAGAAUACAGGCAAAGUGGUUUCAAUCUUUCUGAAGGCUUUCUUCGGUUUGGCACUCAAUGGGGUGACAAAUCUUAAGGCCAUGCUAGCAUAAAUAACUUGGUCCUCAUGCGGCCCUUCCUGGAAGUGGGCCGUAAGCUCUCGAGACCAUAAAAAAGGGAAAAUACUAUUAGCUAGUUCGAACUUCAAACCUUAACGAUAUGCGUCCGCCCUAUUGCCCCGUGGUUUCCCAAUUCCCAUGUAAAUCAACUAACUCUGACUAAUCGUUAACUACCUCAAAAAUAUUUUUGUCUUUGGUAUAAAUGGCAGCAAAAUUGUACACUCUUUCACAAAGCAAGUAGUAGAGUUGGAUGGUAUUGUUAGAAGGAUGUUCUUGGAAAGCUCAGGCGUUGAGAAACACUGGGAGCUAGGAAACACAUGGACUCGACAAGCUAUCUGCUUAGGGUAUUUCUCAUCAAUGAAAAACUCUCUUCUUUCUGUGAUUGCUAGUUAAAAAUAUGUCGUGGUAAGAUUUUGAUGCCCUUGGUGUGUAAAUAAGCAAAAGCGUACAGUUGUGAAAUUCUGAUGGAAUGGAAGCGUCCGCUGGGAUGUCUCUUUUGCCUUUCA